GUUAUAUUAGAUAAGGGUUUAAAUAAAGUGCAUGGAUGCAUGUCAGCUUUGGUCUUCUGUACACAGUUUUAAAAGCAGUUGCAGAAUGUUAUUUAAUUCAUGCAUGACUUCACGGACAAAAUCUCCUCACCAUUAUAUCCAGUAACAAUACUGGUGCAUCUGGCAAGCUUAAUUUGAUGCAUUUUACUCAAUCUUGCAAGCAAAGCUGUCGCUGGAAGAUUGGUCAAGUCAAGUCUUGGAGACGGUUUGUGCGCACACGAACGUUUACGAGGAGAGCCUCCAGUGUGUGGAGCAGCCAGCGAGUGUGUGGUACCACUGAGGACACACCCCACUGUGGAGAAACACUGGUCCUCAAACUUUGCUCGGGCAGUGGUGAGAGUUCCUUGUUAGCGCGCACAGCAAACUCCCGGGUGAGUAUUGAGCAUGCAUUUUCACGAAGUUGUCUCUCUACGGUGAACACGUUUCAUUCUCAGGCUGGUUGUUGCACGUUAGUCGAUAAUAUCAUUCAAGUUUUGCAGUUAAUUGCGCGUGGGCGUGUGCGUGUUUUAAGGGACCCUCUUUGGUUUUGCAUGGACUGAAUGUACAGAGGAAGCCUCAGCAGACUUUUCUUUAUCUGCACAAUGAAAAGGAGCUGGGAAUAAGUGGUUCUUGUGUUUUUUAGGUGUACAUACAGGAGACUGAUUGACCAUGGCUGAGGAAACAGCCGGAGGGGCUCCCGCACGAGAAUCCGGGCCUGAUAAAGGGAUUCCUGAGGAGGGGGUCCAGCCAAGGGGCAAAUGGGCCAACAACAUGGAGUUCAUCUUCUCUAUGGCUGGAGAAAUCAUUGGCCUUGGAAAUCUAUGGCGGUUUCCCUAUCUGUGCUUCAAGCAUGGAGGAGGUAAGCCAUGGGUACUCAGACUGUUUGGGAGGGUGGGGGAUGGAAAGGACCCCUACUUUAUGCCCUGGUGCACCACCCUGCAAUAAUCAUGAUCAACAACAUAAAUCUGUCUCUAGCUGCAUUUGGAAGACCGUUUCUAUAACCGUGUGUCCUUCUUAGUGUUAUGUAAUCCAGAGGUAAUUACACAGACCCUGUUCUGCCCAAAAAGGAGGGCAAAUAAAAAUUCAAGGGGCAACUUGGACAGAAGAGAGCCCAGGAAUUCUUCGCCAAACCUCUGAUUCCCUCAGCAAAGCAUGAAUUUGAACAUAUUUUGGCAAAGGUUGGUAGAUAGGGGUUCCUCAUUUAAGCCAAUCUCACUUUAAUCCACUGGGAGGACUUCCAGAGGACACUUUGUUUACACUUUUUACUCUAGAAUAUAAUGAAAAACAGGCACUCUGUGAAUGUAUUCUACACUUAGGGGUUCAAAGGACGUUUUACACUUAAUUUUUACUGCAAGGGCACUUUGGGGGGCUUCAUCCUUCAUCUACUCCAAAGUAGGGCUGCACGAUAUUGAAAAAAACUAACACUGCAAUUUUUUUCAACCCUGUGAUAUAUAUUGUGAUAUUAAGAAAUAGCUCUGCAUAGCAAGCUCUGCAAUGUGACUUUAUCUAUGCGCACUGGGACUAGUUAUCUCUUGUUGUGGACACAGGUGAAAGGCACUGCCGACACAGAACAGGUGUUUGGUCGACGUCAUCCUUCUUGUAACCGAAAUAAUUCCAGAUAACUCAUGUUGCUUUCCUUUUUGCCAACAAGUCUUCAUCUUCUGUGGUUUUCUCUUGUUCGUUGCUCAUUUUGCAAUCGUUGUGUUGUUACCGGUGUUGUGCCGAGAAAGACAUGCCAGCCGAGAAUUGCAUACACCUCGUAAAACGUAAACUCGUAAACGGGCUAAACAGUGAUGAGUAAUGUUCCCAAAGUAAUUCUCGGUGCGCGUGCGUUUCUCGGCACAACACCGGCAGCGCCAGUGACUCAUUCAUGUGCAGGGGUGUGGUUUCAUCCUCUCUGAUUUUGAUUGACGGCUGGCAGGGUAGCCUGGUUGGCAACUGAGUAAAGAACGAAUGUGAUUGGUGGAUCGCUGCACAGCACAUGCAGAGUAUCUCAGUCAGCUACCCUUGAAAUUAGAUGAGUUUGUUAACCUCCAACAUCGCAAGCUCUGCAAUGUGACUAUCGCGCGCACGUACAUUGUGAGGACGAUGCUUAAAUGAUAUAUCGUGCAGCUCUACUGCAAAGGCGUUAAAGGGACUUUUCUGGCAUUUUCUCAAUCAAUACCACAUGAGAGGUUCAUUACUUCCAACCAACGUGGACCAUUUUUUAAGUUUUCUAUAAAUCCAUUAAGCCAAUUUCAUAACCAACUGGGCAAACUUUGAAGUUCCUUUGAGGAAGUUUGUGUCAAUUUUGGCGCCUGCUGUAGACAAAGCAGUCCUUGCUUAUCAUGUCUUUGUGCCUUAGUCGUGUCUUCUGACAAGAAAAAUUAUCAUUCUGAUACUUUUGACAGUCAAAUUAAUCACUUAUUGUGAGUAUUUUACAUGAAGAAAGCUAAAACAGGGCAGUUACUCUAGCUACUUGGCUGACACCCACUCCCUUCAUUUGGAUUCAGGCAUUAGAAAUUAACACUAAAAAACCCUAAAAGUUUUUUUCAGAUUUUUUUUUUUUUGUUUUCUUAUAAUCAUAAAAACACAUAAAUAUGGUUUUCAGAGGAUAUCAUAAACAUAAAAAAAAUUCCCACAUGGUAGCAUCCAGACCUCCAGGAACAAGUCUCUGCAUUGUGAGAGUCUUAGUCCUAUUCAAGUCAAAAGUAUCUAAUUCUUCUGUGGUAUCCCUGUAUUCUUCCUGGAGACUGCGCUGGGCCAGUAUACCAGUGAGGGUGGGGUAACCGCCUGGAGGAAGAUAUGCCCCAUGUUUGAAGGUGAAAAAAACAACGCCCAUUUAGAUUCUUGAGAAUUACCCAGGAUAGUUAGACCACAUACUGGAAAUGUUUUUCUCCAUUCAUGGUAGCAUCCAGACCUCCAGGAACAAGUCUCUGCAUUGUGAGAGUCUUAGUCCUAUUCAAGUCAAAAGUAUCUAAUUUAAUCCUAAUUCAGUCCACAGUCAUGUGACAAGUCCAGAUAACUGUCCUAAUUAAAGCACAAAUUAAGGGCUAAAUAGCCAAAGAGUUUAAGUAACAGCAUACGCAGUAAGCAAAAUUUACUCAUGUUUCUUUAAACACGUCAUUAUCCUGUUCACAAGAGUCUCAAUUAAUGGAUUUUGCUUGUUGCAUUGGCAUAUAUUGUAAUCAUUACAAGCAAUUUAGGCCCUAUUUUUUUGCUUGUUACAUGACUGAGGCUCAGAUUAAGGCCAAUGAAAUAUUUUUUAAGAAAUAAGAAAAACGAUCUCACUAAGGAGAAUUUUUGCAGAUGUUAAUUCUUAUUGAACUGGAAAUUUUCAUAAGGACAUUUAAAACUGAUAGUUUGAUUAAAUGCAUUUAUUUUUUUCUUUGUUCAAAUAAAAGUAGGUACAAUCAGCCUUUGAACAAAAGCUGCUCGGUGCAUUUACUUUUAGGCUUGUGUACUCCAUCAUCUUAAGAUGCGAAGCUGCUUUAAAACAGGGACGGAGAAACACAGAACAUAAAUCGGAAGAGGCAUUUUUAUUCUGUGUUGUAAUUUCUUAUUUUUCUUUGUAUUUAGAGUUUAUCUGUAGCAAACUGUGAGAACGGGAGGGAGAUAUUCACAAACAUUGGAAUAAGAGCUCAGAAACCAAAACCUGCAUUAAGAAGCUUCAACUAGCUAUGUUUACAUGAAGCAUAAUCCUCUGGUUAUUAACAGUUUGAAAGCCAUAUGAGAUAACUAUGCUCCAUAUAAACAACUUAGACUAGAACGUGGAGCAAUGACUAAAUAAGAAAGAGUGAAAAGUGAUAAAAGUGGAUCUGAAUGAGGGAAUACCCUCCAAAAUAAAGAAAAAGAAAGGGUCUACAAACUUUCUCUGACCUUGUGAAAACGCUGUCCUGCAGGGUUGGGGAUUGCAUCACAAGUGAUAGUGAUGUAUUUGAACAUCUACUACAUUGUUGUGCUGGCCUGGGCUAUCUUCUACUUAUACAACUCCUUUAAAAGUCCUCUGCCGUGGUCUCAGUGCGACAACGCGUGGAACACUGGUGAGUUUUGUGGAAACAAACAUCUGUAUUGGAUUAGACCUGUUGUUGUUGCUCUUGUUUAGACAUCAGGGGAAGAAAAUUAUUGCACAUUUUUUGAACAUUUCCUGGUGUGAAACACCCACUCUUUUUUCUCCCCCCGUUAGAGAUGUGUCACAAACGCCCAAGCUUCUAUGCGAACCCUCAUAUGUUUAAACCCGAUGACAGCUGGUCGUUCCUAAACAACAUCACCUCGCUUGACUACUUUGAAAACUACACUAACGUGUAAGUUUGAUCUUUACAUCUUGUGAAACAUACUGAAAACAUAGCUAGAAGUCCUCAUACUGAUGUGAUAAGUAAUAAAAACACUGAUAGGAAAUGAGUGAUUGGUUUUGGCUCCCACAGAUUUACACACCCUGCUUUCAUGUGUUAAGAGCAGAUUCUCUCAUCUGUUAAAUCCAACAGAAAAUUACAUGAUAAAUGGGGACCAGUUGAGUAUUGUAGGGUUCAAAAGUACAUCCAAUAAAUCCAAAGAUUAAGCCUUAUUUGGAGUGUGGUUGAAUAAAAGAAUAUUUAUCUGUAGCCUACCAAAGUAAGUCUUUGCAUUCUUAUAAAGAGCCAAAUAAUGAUUUUAGCACUCUUAUUUAGAAGACAUGAAGCUUCAGCAGGUAGUCAGUUAGCCUUACUUGGCAAAAAAGCUCAGAAAAAGGGAAUCAGCAAGUGAGGCUUUGUCUUAAAGCUACAAUAGGUAACAUUGUUGUAAUAGAAUCUUAGUUAGAUAAAAAAAUCUAAUUUCAUUUAAAACUUGCCCUGCCUGAGACAAACAAUCAAUCAUGGUUGGUGUGCCAAAAAUGAGCCAAUCACAGCUUUAUUCCCUGCUUUUUAAGCAUCUAUGGAAUGUACAAGGAUCAGACUUUUGACAUAAAACUAACACCAGGUCUUGAUGAUAUUCUGACUUCAGGUGCAACCUUAACCCAAUGUCAGGUUUUGACAUCCAUCUUAUGUCAGAUCAUUUUUUUGGUUUUCAGUAGUAAGUGAAAAACAUUUCAGCUCCAAAAAAAAUUGAAUUUUCUGGCCAUAAUUUGUGGUGACAGGCAUUAAAGGGCUAUUGCGGGGCUGACUUGGCUGACAGGUGGGUAGAUUGUGUGUCCGGCUCAGCUCAGCUCCUCCUCUUUGCCUCAACCAAAAGUUGAGUUGGAUCAGCUAAUCCAAAAUGGCGAUAACCAUCAUUUGACUUCAACUCUCUGCAUCAGAACUUCAUGGGCAACAACAGUCAAACUACAUCCUUUUUUUACACAGUCCUUGUUCAUGAUAUGUUCAAACAUUUUUAAUGCUUCAGAUAGCCUUGGUUGAUGGUUAAGAUUCAGACUGACUUGCUAUUCAACAUUUUUGCUUUUUUCCAGGAAUGAAACUGUGUCUUUAUAUUCCAGGUCACCGGAAGAGGAGUUCUGGCUGUGAGAAAUACACACCCUUACACAACACAACAACACACUGUCAUCUUCUUAAAAUGAGAAAAAUGCUUCAAGAGUCAUACAACGAUCGUCUCAUGGGAAACCCACCGUCCAAACUGCAAUCAGGCUAAACCUAAUUAUCAAAUAAAAACAAUCAUGUAAAGCCAGAGUAGAUUAGCAUGUUAUCCCUAAAAUGAGAUUAUGAGCUGAUAGCAUAUCUCCCCUAAGUCAGAAAUAAAGCGUGGACACAGAUCUUAAACAAUUAAGGCUCAGGGAGCAUAAACUGAACAGUUGUUAAAAAAGCCACAAAAAAAAAGAAAGCUGGUAAAAAGAAAAAUAGUUGUGUCUCCUCUUUGGUAAUCUUAUUUUGUAUACUUUGAAAGCGCUGCUUUGCCCUCUAACAUGGUAACCUCCUGCUUGGGUUUGAGGAUAUGAGAACAGAUAUCAGGAACUCAUUCUGCUGCACACAAACAUUUGUGUGCUUUGUAAUGAGAACAGUAUGUACUCUUGUUCGGGCAGCUUGUAUAACACAAACUAAAGUCCUCAGUAAACCAAGGCACAUUUCAACAUCUGUAUUCAUGAUGCAGAUGUUUGCAGUACUGAAAUGCACCCUUGUGGACUCACCAAAAGUAAAUAUGACUUUCAGUGCAUCCUCCACAAGCUGAGAACUCCCCAAGUGUUUAUGUAGUUGGGUUAAAGCAUCUGGAUAGUAGAGACAAAGCGUUUGACUAUGCAACACAGCUGCACCGUCCAUUUAUCUUCAUGUUGUUUGCAGAUGAUGCAGUUGUAUAUUUGUGUUUACAUGUGCAAUGUUUUUCCCACAGUUUGCGAGUGUUAAGAAUGUCAGAUGGCAUGUCCCUGGGCAAGGUUCACUGGGACCUGUCUGUGUGCCUCCUGAUUGCCUGGGUGAUCUGUUACUUUUGCGUUUUUAAAGGAAUUAAAUCCACAGGAAAGGCGAGUACUUGUUUCGCAGAAUUUUAAAAUACUGUCCACGAAAUUAGAGCAUUGUAAACAGAAAGACAAGGCUCUACCUGUCAGCUCUGUGGAGGUUAUCAUAUUAAAGCUCCUGUAAGAAACUCUCUGACUAUGUUGAUUUUGGCGCCCCCCUGUGGACUAAGUGUUGACCCGUAGUUACUGUUUUUUCUUACCCAAUUGAAAGUAGUGUUAAUUUACAAAUAAUCUCCUUUUUCCCUUUUUUUUUUACAGUGGGGUGACGACCAGGCAGCUGUAGAAACAGACAUACGCUUACAAUUUCUGCAACAAUAUUCACAAUAAACAAUAUAUUUGAUUGCAAAAAGCCAGCAGGGUGAGACUCUAUGCAAGACGAUUUAAGCAUGCGUAGUAGAAGAUAAGCUAAGAGCAGUUUGUCCACAGAGGGCGCCAAAAUUGAUGCCAACUGAAAGUUCCUCACAGGAGCUUUAAUGUUUGAUUUUUAAUGCUUCUGUGGUCUUUCUCAAGAAAAUAGACAUUUUUGCUGUAUUGAAUUGUAUCAUAUUGCCACUUUAUACAGUAGGUUACAGCUCCUUUAAAGAGAUUUUAGUUUUGAGCUUUAUUCAGGUUAAAUGUAAAUAGUAGAUAACUGAUAACUGAACAUUUUUUGUGCAUUUUUGUGCUUUUAGGUCGUGUACUUCACUGCCACCUUUCCUUACCUGAUGCUGUUUAUCCUCUUCAUCCGUGGAGUGACACUCCCAGGCGCCGCAGAGGGACUGAAAUAUUACCUCAGCCCAGACUUCAGGAAGCUCUUUGACCCUGAUGUAAGAACUCACUGCCACAUCCAUCCUGUUUGUGCGUCUGCUGUCUAAACGCCGAACAACAAUAUGCAAAGGAGAGGCACUUUAGUGUUGCAUGACAUUUUGAUUCUCACUUCAAAGUAACCACAUGGAAAAAAAAAACUCACAGCCAAACAGAGCAUUAUCAGUGUCUUCACAUCUCAACACGCUUUUCUUUGUUAAAUUCCUCUGUCUUCGAACAGGAUAAGGACAGUGUCCUGUUAUUCCCCUCUCUUUUUUUUUGACUCUUGUUUCCGGUCCCAAGCCAGAGUCUUAAUAAGAAAAGCAAACCAAGACCCCCUUUCAGUGAGAAGCUUGUCAAAGAAGCUUUCUCCUUGAGUUUACAGUAACAUUAUGAGACAAGGGAAAUAAAAACAGUGCUCUCCACGGGGGAUUCUCUCACAUUUUGACAGUAUAUUUACCUUUGAAGUCUUUUCAGCUCCUUUUAAGCUGAAACCAAUGUUGCGAACGUUUGUUGUCAGUAUGAGAAAGCUGGGGCAUUACACAGAUCUCUUAUCCACUUAGUGAAAUGAUGUAAUCUCUAAACUCAAUGGGAACGCUUAAAAACAGAGAGAGCAUUCUGGAUUAUUUGGCAUUCUUUUGCACAAUAACAGCAUCUGUCCUACUGUGACGAGUCUUUCAUGAUUGCCACCCAUCCCCUCUCAGGCCUUCUCUUAGCUUCAGGGUUCAAAUGUGACCACCGGAGGGUUACGACGCACAGCUUCUCUAUGUUGCAGGGGUCACUUCCUUUUCUUGGUCCUCUUGGUAUGUGUGCAUGCAUGCAUUCAUGUACAGUACAUGACCAUUCCUGAGUGGUCAUGAAUAAAAAACAAAACACACUGGGUUCGGGAGACUGCCUUAAAGCCUCUGUGAGGAGUUUUAGCUGGUUGUAAAACAGACUGAAAUUAAAGAUACAAGCAGCGAUAAUCAGACACUUGUAUCUCUGCACACGUUGAAGUUUGGUGUAUGUUGGGGGGUGGAAAACGUCAGGAUGCAAAAGGGGCUGAGCAAGAGAGGAAGGGUGCGCUUCUUUCAACAUAUUGGAUGUAACUGCGACAACACAAGAGGCGGUGCAAUAAUUGUCCAGUCUUGGUUAUCGUAUUUUUAUGAACCUUAGAGGGUUAUUGAUAGUAGAAUCUGAUUGAUCACCCAGCUCUACUUAUUUUGUUGGAAAAAAAAUACUUUUGCAUGAUUAGGGAAAGAUCAGCAAAGAGAAAUAAAGUGACGUUUUUUCCACAUAGAGGAGCUUUAAAGCUACAUAAAACUCAGUGCUGUAACUUAGAGCCAAAUCACAUAAUAAGGUGCAUUCCAAAAUUCCAAAAGACGGCUUUAUUUCCAAUAAGAAAUGUUUUUUAUUGUGCUGUUGAGUUUCUGACAGCUUAAUGUUGGGCUUGGUACAGGUGUGGUUAAAUUUUGAUAUCUGUGAUGAUGAUUUUGGAAUAAAUUCUACUAACAAAUGAUAAGAAAUGGCAGCUUUUCAGUUUUUCUUUUUGAUAAACUGUGAUGUGAUUAAUAAUGAUGGUGGCUACCUUUAGUCAGCCUCACCCAAAGACAACCUUGAAAAUAAAUUAGCCGAAUGAGCUACUAUUGAAAAAUAUUUCUCAACAUUUCAGUUUUGGAAAGAUUAAAAGACUCACUUUUUGUUUUUUUCCAGUCCAGGUCUUUGACCUGACAUUGUCUGUUUCACUUGGAUCCCACUCUGUUCAAGUGUCCAGUUAGUUUUAAUUUUCCUUCUACAUUAGUAAAACAAAGUGUGCAUUUCUCCUAAAGUUUUUUUUUUUACCCACGGGGGAAUCAUAGUAUGUAAAAGCGAGGGAAAAGUGUGGGAAAAUUCGUCAUGAUGUGGAAAGCAGGUGAAAUUAGAGUUGCACAAUUCCAGAUGUUCUUGAAAACAGAUGUCUUCAAUGAAUCUUUCUUAACAUCCAAGUGUCUGUUUUUGCUUGAACUACAGAGGACAUCAUAAUUGAGCUCUGGCCUUCAUCUGCGGUUUGUUUUACGUGUGAAUGUGUCUCUUUUUUGUCUGUGUGCCAGUGUGCAUGUGUGAGUGUGAAUGUAGCGCAGCCAUGGAGACAUGCAAACGCUUGCAAGGGCACAACGGUGUCCUCUGUGUCUGGUGUUGAAUGUAGAGAUCCUUCACAACAGGCUGAAGCCUCAGACUCUGACCAGCAGUGGGGUGGUGGUGGUGUUGGUUAGGGGGGGAUAAACCAGGCCCACUGUGGGGCCAGAGAGGGGUCCUGUGCAUUGCUUUGGAGCUGUGCCAGCUUUGUCUUAUUGUAGGCGUGAGUCUUGGUGCUGAGGUCCCUCUAAUGCUAACCAGAUGCUGUCAGAAAAAGGGCCCUGCAGACAGACAUUCCUGUAAAAGAUACAUGUGGUGCAUACUCUGCAUACUCACCCACGCUGAUGUGAAUGAAGUGACGGAAGCACAAAAAAGGAAAAACUACAAAAUCUGUAUGUAAGAGUUAAUGCAGUGUGAGUGAGUUAUGAGGAUGAGGAUCGAGACAGUGAUUUGACAGUGGUGCAGUCAGAGUUUUGUGUUGUCGUGAGGAAGAAAGUCCAAACUUAUGUCUGUGUUUCUGUUGAAAAUCACGCUCAACUUGACCUUUCAAUUUGUGGUUUAGUGAGAUCAUUGAAUGUUUUGAACUUAAGCCUUAAAAGAUAAUCUGCCCCCAUAACUUUUAAAGCCUGUUGACGUUUUCUUUUCACCUAACACUGUCAGAACCCAAACUACAGGACUGUAUGUACCACUUCAUUAGCUUCAUGUCUGUCUUCUUCAAUUUGGUUGAUGGCCCUUUUGUUCAGCUCCUCGUGUUUUUUAACCUCCCACACUGUUUCUAUGCUUUCUCCCUCAUAUCUUCUCCAGUUCUUUGCUGUUGGCUGAUUAGCAUUUAACCACAAAUCUUAAAUGUUGUGCCAUCAAAAUAACCUGAGAACAGGGAGCAACUUCUGCUCUUCAGAAAUGAAGUUGGUGCAAAAGUUGUACAUGUUGUAUCAUUACACACGCAGAAGGCAAACCUGUUUAUUAUUCUCUCUUAUAGUAUCUUUUACUAUCUUUAACAGCACCCUUACCCUCAAGGUCCUUACACACCAGCGAAUUUGCGGAGCGAAGCGAAAAAGUGAGACGAAAGCGCGAAAAUAUUCGCCGGUCCGAAAAUCGCUUUCGCUUAUGCACACCGGGCGACCACUCUGUGGUACACACUCUCUCCCAUCGUUGCUCUUGGUGCCAGUGGUGGUGUGUGUCGUGUGAACUGCAGCCGCAUGGGUCUGUGAAGUCAUCAACAACAUGACUUUUGAUUGGCCAGAGGUCUAGCAGGUCCAGAUAUUCGCCUGCGAAUCUCCGAAAAAUUCGACACAAGAGUGAAAAAAUCGCAGCCGGUGUGGAAGCUUGCAUUGACUUUAUGCUGUUUUAAAAAAAGGCGAAUAAUAAGCCUGGCGAAUUCGCGCCUGGUGUGAAAGGACCUUUAGGCUUUUAAACCUAUCUGGAAAACUGUAAAAGACUGAUAUUCCACUCGCUGCCUAUUGCAUAUGUAUAAGUGUAUAUAAUAAAAAAGCAUUUAAUUUACUGAAAGUAAUCAACACUCAAAAAAUAAGCAUGACUGCAGAAUAUUCGACUACUCCAGUCAAGUUUAAAGCUCUUAUGAGGAUUUUUUGUGUCUGUUUUGGCGCCCCCUGUGGACAAAGUUACACCUCUUACAUCUUUGCUGAUUUUGUCCUGCGCAUCAGUCAUAUUUUGUGACAAAGGCACAGUUUUAUCUGUGAAACAGUAAAAUAACAUCAAAUCUGACACCUACACACCCACAGCUGCCACAGCUAUGAGAAGUUAUGGGGGUCUUCAACUUCAACUGUUUCAUCAUGAGCCAAAACCCCUCGUAGGAGCUUCAAGUCAAGUUGUUGAAAAAGCAGAAAUUAAAUCAGCAAAAAUAUUAACUUGUUGUGUAUUACGCUAUACAUUUAAUGUUAUUUGCACAUUGCUGUGAUCAUUAAAAAACUCCAACUGAAACCAAAUUUAAGAGAGCAAAGCUACCUUUAUUAAAAUUCCCUUCUUUCUAGUUUUUCUUGAUUUUUGGGGUCCUGCGUUGUUUCACAAAGUCCACUAAGUAAAAAGCUCAUGUAAGGGCUUGUUGUAGGGUGUUGCUUCAUUUUACUCAUGUCAUAUUUGUUCCUGCACAAAAAAAACAAAAAAAAAAAACAUGAUGAAUAAAUGAGCCGACAGCAUGUGCUCUGAGUUAUUUAAAUCACUCUUAUGUUUGAUCUAUUCUAGAUAUGGCGUGAUGCGGGGACUCAGGUGUUUUUCUCCUAUGCUGUGUGUCAGGGAGUUCUCACCGCUCUGGGGAGCUACAAUAAAUACAACUACAACUGCUACAGGUCAGUGUCCUUACACACAGACACAAACGACGUUUAAGGUUUGAAAUCAUACGCUCUCUGACUGGGCAGUUGUUUUUUUUUUGCAGGGAUUGCUUGGCACUUUGUUGUCUGAACAGUGCCACCAGUAUCUUUGCUGGUUUUGCUGUAUUCUCAGUGCUGGGUUUUCUGGCUUAUGACCUAAACGUAUCGAUGGAAGAAGUUGCUGCUUCUGGUGAGUUAUGUCCUUCACAUCUGCGUUCUCCAUCUCACUGUCAGCUUCAUUUUACAAGUUCUGGCAGUGGUAACAAAAAUCAACAAUGUCCACAAGAGGGCAUCUUAAGUUCAAGCGUUUGAGAGCUUAACUUUUUUGGCCUGUAGCAUGUUCUCAAAUAAUGAAUUUAGUUUUAUUUUUCCCUUGUUCCAGCUCAUGGCCUGACUUUGCUUUCUUUUUUGUCUUUUUAAUCCUGUUGAAUAAGCACUUUGGGCUAAAUCUCAAGAAGAAAUGUGCUCAGCAAACAAAGUUGAUAAACUCAAGUUAUUAGUUGUGGUGUUCAUACAGCUGUGAGGAAGAGGAGCCAUGUAAGGAGAACAAAGAUCAGCAUGGUUCAGGGAUAAGUCAAAAGUAGGAGAGAGGCCUUAAAAUCUUCUGUCUAGACAGAUCAUGUGUUUUUCACAGGUCCUGGUCUGGCCUUUAUAGCCUAUCCAAGGGCUCUCUCCAUGCUGCCAGCGCCGUCUUUCUGGGCUGUUCUCUUCUUCCUUAUGAUUCUCUUCCUGGGUCUGGACAGUCAGGUGCCACACAUUGCUUGGACUAUUGUAUGUUGUGUUUCAGCUUCACCAUCAUGUCAUAUCUACAAUAGAUCUGUUUCCCUUCUACCCUUGCAGUUUGUGUGUGUGGAGAGCGUGGCUACAGCCCUCACAGACAUGUUCCCACGAUACCUGAGAAGACGGGGUGGUAGAGAAAUCCUGAUCCUAGUAAUAGCUGUAGUCUGUUUCUUGCUGGGACUGCCUCUCGUCUGUGAGGUGAGCGGUAGAAAAAGAAAGAAAAAAAGGGGAUUCUUCAUUUUCAUUUUUAUGCUUAAUUUCAUUCAGAUAACAUUUAACACAUUCAAUACAAACAAGGAAAAAUCUCAAACGUGAAUGAAAAGGAGCAGAAAGAAGAAAACUCUUAUAGAGUCUGCCCCUCUUUAAUAAUAUAUUCAUCAACUAAACAAAUAAUGAAAAACAAAAGCUGCAGGCCAACAUGCUUUUUAGAGUUCAAUUCUUAUUUUCAAAAGCAACCCACAAAAUGAACAGAAAAGACCACGUUAAUUCACGUCUUUUCACGAAACAAACAUACAAAGACUUAGAUGAACAUAUUUCCCUGUAUUUACUCAACAUACUGGCUUUGACACUUUUUUUGAAGAUAAAAUUUGAUUUAGCUUCUUUAGUUUCUUUGUUCAGAUUGUUCCACAAACCUUUUCGUCUCACUGUAACACAACACUCCUCCAGUUUAGUUGUGAAUCUUGGCUUUUUAAAUAUUUCAAAUCCUUUUAAAUUAUAACAACUUUUUCUUUUUUUCAAAUCGGCUCUGGAUGUUGACUGGUAACAUUUUCUGCGGUUAAAAACCUGAUCAUUACAACGUCAUUAGAUAUAUGUCUGUUUUUGGACAUUCAUAUUCUCAAUUAGAGGAUGACUUAGGUCAUCUUUUAGCUUUAGCAUAGCCACUUUUGAGUCAUGAGAAAACCUCAGGAAUAAUGCUGGCAAAUGUUUGCUUAUUAAUUCUGUGAAUGAUACACUAAAAUAGUAAUAGUUCACCUGCUAGAUACUGGCAUGCCAGUUAGUAAUGUCAAGCGCUAGCAUGGUGACUGGCAAAACAACAGAUUAAAAUGUCAUGCUAACUACAUGGUUGUUACAUUAAUGUAGCUUGCUAGCUUGCUUUACUGGUAACCAGUACUCAAUUUUUUUUUUUGUAGAAUGGUCGGGGAAGGUCCCGCCCUCCUUCGCCUCUGAUUGGCUAGAAGUGCUGGGCUCCAAUGGGUUAUUCCUAAUGGCUGUGAAACAUCAUCGUCUGUCGGGUUAGGGUUAGGGUAAGCCCGUGUUUGCCUUAAGCGUGUGAUGACGUUUCCAGCUUUUCUAGCCAAUCAGAGGUGAAGGAGGUGUGACUUUCCCCUACCAUCCAACAAAAAAAAAAAAAGAAAAAUAUGGCAACCAGUACAUCUGUUAUGCUAUCUCUGUCCAUUUCAGCAGAUGUUUGCUGUCAUUACAGCUUUGAUUUUAUUUUUAGAAUGACUUUAGUGAGACAUUUAUACAGUUUUUAAACAAAUAUUAAAAGGACAAGUUCUCCAAUUGUCCUUUGUUAAUUUAAAUAUCUUAAAAAAAGAGUAAGUAAAUCAUUUAAAAUUCUAAAUAGACACUCACUCUGCAUAUUUAAAGAGUCUUAUUAAUGAUAUGUGUCAAAAUGGAAAUGUCAUGUACUGCUAAAGUGGCUGAAUAAAUCACAGCCGACUGAGCUUGUGCUUGUUCUCACAGAUGAUCUAUUGCUGGCUGCUGUUCAUUAUUUCUGUUGUUCUGAUCUGUUGUUUUGUUGUUAUAGGGAGGGAUACACCUCUUUACACUGAUUGACGCCUAUGGGGUCAGCGGAACCAGCCUCCUACUUAUCGCCUGUUUAGAGACCAUUGUUAUUGGUUGGGUGUAUGGUAAGUCCUGCGCCUCUCUCCGUAAACCAAAGCUAUCAGUAGUUUAACCAUCUCGCGCAUAAUAUGUUAUCUGUACCUAAACCAGAGGUCGAAGGUUGUUGGCGUUUUAUUCUUCUUAUUUUUGGAAAGAAAUGAUGUGUACAACACUUUCUAUAAGAGUAGGAGUAUCUCCAGUUCAUAUCUAGAAAACCGGAACAAUGAUAAAAUAGGAGGAAAUGAAGAUUGAGAUUUGAUUAAUACCUUCUUUUAUGAUGAGAAGUACACAUGGUCAUUUACAUUACUUAUCUAAAAGUAGAGGAGCAUGACCUGAGCUGUUUCUGUUGGCAGGAAAGCAAUAGCAAUUAUCUGGAAUUUGUAUGUUUUUCUUUUCACACUUACUCUGACAAAUUCACCCCGGUAAUUUAGCUAUUACAUUCACUGAGCAAGGAAAAGAUUCAAAACAAAUACUGGACUCCAAUGUCUCAUAAAUCAUCAGUUUUGUUUACAAAAGACAUGGAAACAGUUGUGUAUCUCUCAACAGGCCCAACGGUUAUUAUAACAGAGCCUGAAGGGUGUGCUUUAUGGUUAAUUUAAGUAAAAGAAAGACUUUACGUUAUCAUGUGGGACUGCACUGCACAAACAUGGGUGGGGAUGGGAAGUCAGUGCAUAAAUCACAUGAGGUUAUAUCACAAGAAGAGACCUUUUCUCAGCUGCAGGCGCAUGCUGUUUGUGGAUUUUGUGCUCCAUCUACUGGACUAAAACCGCAAGCAAAAUCAUGUGCUGAAAAGCUUCAUUCAGACACAAAAGAGGGAAUGUGAAGGCUCUUAGCUUCCUCACAUUUUCCGUUUUGUCUUUUCUGUAUCUCCAGUUUUGAUUCUUGAUGCUAUUUUUCAUCAUGUAUGCAAAUUGCAGUCUUAAACGUUUUCUUAUUUUCCGUUUUCUUCGUCUUAAAAUGUGUCAGGAUUUGUCCCCCUGCCCACACCACACAUUAUAAUCUCUCAUUUCUAUUCUCUAGCCUUCCUCUGCCAUCAUUUUGAAUCAAUCCCCCAGGCUCCCACUCCUUCAUUUAGAGAAAAAUUACGUCUUGGAUCACAGCAUGUAGUUUCAGAGCUCCUCUGUACUUAAAAUGAUUCACACAACCCAAUUUUUAAAGUUUCUCUUACAUGAAUGUGACAAUACAAGCUGUUUUUUUUAAAUUGAAUUGAAUCUGUUUGCCACCACCUAAGGCAAAUGUCUAGUUUUUAUACAGAGGACUGUAAAGCACAUCCUUUUUGGAGUUAGGUUACCUUUAUCUUUUUCUCUUAAAUUGUUCUCCUCUUUUUCACUCAUGACUUUGCAGGAGCUGACCGUUUCCUGGACAACAUCGAGGACAUGAUCGGGUAUCGGCCACUCUGUGUUUGGAAGUACUGCUGGCUGUUUGUGACGCCCGCCAUCUGUGGAGUAAGAUAUUCAUACACAAGACACAUCUUUGACUUCACACUUUGCUUCUUUAAUGUCUGUUUCUUCUCAUAUCUUUGUUUCUGUCUAUUAUUUCCUACUUUAAUUCACUGCUUAUUGAACACUGAUCUUAUGCCAUCCCUUAUCUCCCUGUUCCCUCUCUACUGGCCUUUUAUCUUUGAUGAGUUAUUCCCACACUUUCAUUUUGCAGCCUCAGUAAUUUUGCCUGAUAACAUGGAGGAGAAAAAGGAGAGGCUGCUGCUGUUACCUGAAAAUGUGGACUGAUUUUCCUUUGAAACACACAUCCCUGCAGUCACGAUCAGUAGGAGAUCAGAAAGUGUUGGAGCAUCUUAUUAGCUGCAUUUUAUUAGAGUCAGCAAGUCAGGUGCUCUUUUCUGUCAAAUGAUUAAUUUCAAAAAGCUCUAUUAAGAUACAGUUUGAAAUGAUACAGUGUCAUACGAACAGAUAUGAUAUGACCUAUGAUAUGAUAUAGUAUGACAUAUAUGAUAUAUGAUAUGACAUGAUGAUAUAUGACAUGACAUGACAUGACAUGAUAUGACAUGACAUGAUAUGACAUAUGAUAUGAUAUAUGAUAUGAUAUAGUAUGACAUAUGACAUGAUAUGACAUAUGAUAUGACAUAUGAUAUGACAUAUAUGACAUAUGAUAUGAUAUAUGACAUAUGAUAUGACAUGACAUCACAUGAUUUGAUAUGUUAUGAUAUGAUGCGAUGCAAUACAAAAUCAUCCGAUGUGAUACAAUACUGGCAAAACAAUACAAUGUGAUUUGAUGCAAUACCAUACGAUAUGAAAUUAUUGGAGAUUAUACAGUGCAAUAACACGCAAUAUGAUACAAUGUGAUAAGAUGAAUAUUAUAUAAUAGGUUACAAUACAAUGUGAUACAACCUGAUACUAUACAUCAUUAUAGUAAUGGUAAUAAUCAUAAUUGUAAAUGUACCUUAAGGGGUCUUUUCAAGUUCUUGAUACUUUUAUUAACAAGGGAGUGGACAAAUAUACAUAUAUUUAUUUUAAUAUAAGAGCAUGUUGUUAAGAUCAUCAUUAUUUGUGAUGAUGAAUUUAUAGGCUUCAUAUACAGUGUUGGAAAAAAGUUUGGAAUAUUUUCUUCAGUGUUUCGUGUAACGUGAAUGAUCCUCCAACAAACGUGGCUGAACUGACUCAGGCUUUGAUCCAAUGCUGGCGAGAAAUCCCGGUUGAAACUCUUACCAACCUAGUGACCAGCAUGCCCAGACGUGUACGCGCAUUGUACAAUGCUAGAGGCGGUCACACAAAGUACUGACUGUAUUGUUGUUAUCAUCUUGUUAUGUUUGAUGUUGCUUUCAAAGAUGGUCCACGUAUUUUGUGGCAAUUUAAAAUUACAGCCAUUUAUUUAUUAAAUACCGACUCAUGAUUUUAUGCGUUAUUUCUAUGGCUUUUUGUGAAUCAUGAGGUGUCCGCCCUACAAUUUUUUGAGAAACAAAAUAGUUUGAUGUGAAUUUCAAAAACAUAUCACAGAGACCAGGGAACAUUAAAAAGUCUUUGAAUAAUUCUCCAGGAAGCAGCAGACUGCGUUAAACACAAGGCUGGGGUUGAGUUGACAAAUAUUCCAAACUUUUUUCCAACACUGUAGCAUGUUUGUUAGUUAAUUUCAUUUCAUAUAGCUAAGAAACAAAUGCCUCCUUAUAAGAUACUCUCUCAUCCAAGUUUCUUAAAAAAACAUGAGUGUUUCUCUUUUUUUUUGACUUGAUACAUAAACAUUUUAUAAGGCCUUUUUUUUAUUUCCUUUUUGCCUCAUAGCCACUUUAUAGACUUUACUUUGAACACAUCAUUAUUUAAGCUCAAGUUGGCUUGUUUACUUCCCUAACUAGCCUCUAUCCUGUUGGUUUUUUAGUAAGGAUGUCAACAUUGGAUUAUUGAUUUGAUUUGAGGGGGUUUGCUAUGAAGUUUGGGAGUGAUAACCACAGUUGCUCUGACUGGGGGAGGAAGAUGACUCUGCCUGGCAGUAACAGCAACAGCAAAGUUUUUUUUAACCCAAAGACAGUAAAAAUCUUUAAACUUUUCCUCUCAUCACGUGGUCAGCAAUCUUCAAUAGCAGCUAACAAUCAUGAUUCUUCCGUGUCCAUUUUAAUACCUACUGGCUGACUUUGUUGGACAGAUAAUGUGUGUUUGCCAUCAGGGAUUUGAUUUAACAGACAUAGAUCAACACAUAUUGUUACGUCAUGGGCCCCAUGGGGCUCAAUAGCAGUAUGGAUAAGCUCAGAUCUUAUUGAUUUCUGGGAUAUGAAAAUGUGGAACUGAGUCUUUAUUAAAGCAAUGCUUCCUUUUCUUUAUCCAUUUCAGCUUAAUUGGUUUUUUUCUGUGCUUGCACUCCAUUACAUUAAUGUUGCACUGCUUCCUGUCUUCCCUUAAGGCAGGCUGGAGAUAAUAAUCACAGGAUCUGCAUCUGUUAAUCAUGCAAAAAAAAAAAAACAAAAAAAAAACAUGUAGCAUUGAAAGGGAUUUGUACUUACACCUUUUUAACACAUUGAUUUUGACAGUUCUGGCUGCUGAACUUUUUUGCAUGACAAGAAUAUUCAAAAGAUACUUUUCAGAUACACUAGGUGGAACAGUUACAAGUUAGUAGUUAUUUUGUUGACAAAGACUUGUAUAUUCACACCUACACACAAAUCCCUCUGACUGGACCAUUUCCUGUUUCCUAGCUUACUCUGCUGUAUGACCUUGCACAAAUUCGCCUCGUAAGGUACUAUGGAUAUCAGUUUGGUGUUUCGGGAGCUGUGCUGUGCGGUCUACUCAUCAUCACGCCUCUGAUUUGCAUCCCAGUCUUCAUUUUUGUCGCAUUGUGUAGGGUGAGUGCAUUCAAAAGUUGUACUUCAAACCAUGACGUAUGAAAGUGUGUAUGACCUUUUUUAUCGAUAUUAUUUUAUAUGCCUCUGACAUCCAGAAACCUGAUCAAAUGACAACACCAUCCAGUGAUCUACGUCAGGCUCGGCCGCACAAGCCAAUCUUGACUUUGUGUAACCUCACGGUCUUGAGAGCACAAGGGCAACCGAACAGGAGAGCGGAUGAAAGUCAUGAGAAAAUAAUGAUGGAGGAGCCCAGCGGGGUUUAAUGUUCACUGAGGGAGCGGACGAACCUGAAACAGCUCACGCUGCACAGGUGGUCUCUUUAAACUGUACAAAUACGAGACAAAAACACAGUUUUUUUCACUCAUUUGCAAAUUGAUUUCAAUAUUUUCACACUUCAUUCAGGGAGAUCUUGUUGCAGUUUUUUGUUUUUUAUAAUUUUUUAUUUUUAUUUUGAAUAUGUGAGUUAACAUUGUAUAAUGUAAUGGCCUUAUGAAGGAAUAUAGGACUUAAACUUUUGACUGUGUCUCGCUUUCUGUUACCGUCUCUUUCAUUCAUAUGAAAAUUUUGCGCUUUCAUUUGUAACUUCUUAUGCUUUUGAUUGUUUUCAAACUAACACAUUUCAGGCCCAACUGAUGCCAUUUUAAGAGACAGAACUAGAGGCAACUGAGUGAAAACUAUUAUUGGGAUUAAACUUCCAAAACCAUACUUUUUUUUCCUCGAGAAAAGAAAAAUCAGAAUAUUUCUGUUUUAAAAAAAAGAAGGUUGUGCAUGAAUUUGGAACAUUUUAGUAUUCAUCAUAUUUUACCUGCACAGAUUUUACAUAAAAUCUGUGAGAAUUUUGAGACAUUUUAUGAAAUUUUAUGUUGUAACAUGAUAUCUCUAUUUUUGAUAUCCAAUGUUUUCAUCACUGCAAAUUUGCAUUUCUUUUAUAAAUAUUGAUUUUAUUGGGUAUUCAUCAAUUUUUUUAAGCCCAAUCAGAGAAACAUUUUUUUUUCCAAAAUGUAAAAAUUAUGUUCACUUCUUUAUAUUUUUUACAAUUUUUUUUAUUGUAACAUAGUAAAAUUGCCAUUAAAAUUUUCUGUUUGA
This is a messenger RNA of Xyrichtys novacula (pearly razorfish), 19594 nucleotides long. NCBI's taxonomy places the organism in Eukaryota, Metazoa, Chordata, Actinopteri, Labriformes, Labridae. The record is from the annotation of a GenBank genome assembly.